Molecule: messenger RNA, 4886 nt
Organism: Pygocentrus nattereri (red-bellied piranha)
Lineage: Eukaryota; Metazoa; Chordata; Actinopteri; Characiformes; Serrasalmidae
Product: NACHT, LRR and PYD domains-containing protein 12-like
Exons: 10
Coding region: 1347-4721 (1124 amino acids)
Molecular function (GO): protein binding
Source: RefSeq, a predicted model, not a curated record
AGCUGGAAUCCUCACUAGUUGAGUUUAGAGUCCGUUAGAGUUCCGUGGUUAUAUUUUUGUGGAGAUAUUUUCCUGUUUUUAAACGUAUGGAAAGCUUUUGUCGUAAUUUUGAUUUUACUUUAAUGACCUUCAGACAGCAACCUACUUAAAAUAUCAGCUUGUCUUAAUGUGAGGAAUUUAAAAUAUAUUUAUUGUUGUCUACAUCAAGAAUCAAGAAGGACAAGAUAGUUUUCACAGUUGAGCUCUGCUUCCUCUGGACCUUCAGUACUGACAGACUAAAGACUCUGGAGUGAUGCCACAACUGCUCACAGCAGAUAAAAGCAUUUCAUAUACUUACAUGAUUUACUCACAUUAUUAUACAGGUGCACUCAAACAAAUAGGAAACACUUAAUUGAAGACAGACUUCAAAAGAACAGAGGAUUAAUUAAAGAUUGAUCUAGGUUAAUUACAGAGUGAACGAGUGUUUCUGAAGUUUCCAAUAGUUAGAUAUCUGCAUCACUCCUUCAACUCCAGUCACAGAUGCCUAAGCUUCAUACUAGAUUCCUGUAGAGAUUUUACUUUAGCCAUAAAACUGAAUUCAUGCCCACAUUCCAUGUUUAAUUAAUGAUUAAAUCAAUUUGCUGUAAGACUGCUAUAACAUACGGUGCCUACAGCACUUCCAACAGCACAAAGUCAUUCAGAGCGGUUUGGUGUGAAAUGAUUGAUUGUAGAACUUCAGAUUUCUUUCCAGUGGUGAUUAAACAAUGUCUUAGACAUCAGGCAGCAAUUAACACUUCAGCAAGUGAAAUGCUUGGUAAUUACAGACAACUUACACAUUUCUUUGACAAAAGAAAAUGUAAACUUUCUACCGUUUGUAAAACGUUCAGCCGAAAGUAAUGGGAGUGAAAGUAGGUGGGACUGUCUAGACUGUCACAGACUAAGAGUUCCAGCCACUGGAAAAACUGGUAAAUUAAUGCAAACAUAGUAAUUCAAGUAAUUCUGUGUUUGAAACAGUGUAGCUUACCAGCAUAAAAUAUAUGUAAAAUAGUUGAAUAUUGAAAAUAGUUAUAGACUUACAGUCACUGCACUGAAAGCAUGUUCUGCAUGAACCAACAAAAAAUUGGGGUUAUCUCAAAUUAGGUUUUGACCCACAUGUCCCUCUACUUUGAUUACCAUGGGUCGUGAAGACUGAAGAGUCAUUCAGUAAUAUCCAGUUAAGUGAAUUGUCACAUUCCUCUUGACCCCUUAAUGUUUCUCAAAACAAAACAUCUUUCUCUUUUCAAAGAAUGGACAUCUCUUGUGUUUGGUCAUCAGAAUCCUUCAGUGCACUUCAAUCUACUGUCCUUCAUCGUGUCCAGUGAUGCAAGAUGGCAACCAUUAGACCAGUGUUGCUGGAUAUACUUCAGAAUUUGUUGGAAGAGGACCUGAAAUCCUUCCAGUGGUACCUAAGCAAUGGCGUGGAGGGUUUCACUCAUAUUCCAAGGGCUCAGCUAGAAAAGGCAGACAGACAUGACACCGUGGAUAAGAUGGUGCAGAGCUACGGCCACAAUGGAGCUGUGGAGAUCACACAGGCCAUCCUGAAGAACAUAAACCAAAACCAACUGGCUGAGGAACUCGGAACCAAGCACAAAGAGGAUGUUACUGACAAGAACCCAGAAACCUUGCUCAGUGCAACUCAGGAUGGAGAAUCAGAAGCUUUGCAACGCACCCGGUUAAUGGCCAUCCAGAAAGAGACGUAUGAACGAAUACUGAUUGGAAAUUCACUGACAGGACACAAGAAGUUCUUGGAAGACAUCUACACUGAUCUGAUUAUAGUGCAGGAUGAGAGUGGAGGAGUAAUUUGUGAGCAUGAAGUGAUGCAAAUUGAAAUGUCUUCCUGUACUGAUGAGGAAGUUUGUAUCAAAUGCAGUGAUCUUUUCAAAGUCCAGCAUGACGCAAGUCGAUGCAACAGGAAAGUGUUGACAACAGGAAUCGCAGGAGUGGGCAAAACUGUGUCAGUCAACAAAUUCAUACUUGACUGGGUGAAAGGAAAGGAGACCCAAGACUUACACUUCAUUUUCCCUCUCCCCUUCCGAGAACUGAAUCUGAAGAAGGAUAAGAAGUUCAGUUUGAUAGAACUCCUAAAUCAAUGCUUUUUCACUUCAAAAACUGCACUGAGGUCUCUUCCAGAGGACGAAGGUAAAGUUCUGUUUAUUUUUGAUGGGCUGGAUGAAUGCUGCUUUCCUCUUUGCUUUGAGGGUGAAGAGGAAGUAAAAGAUAUCAAUCAGAGAACCUCAGUGGGCUCAUUGAUCACAAAUCUCCUGCAGAAAAAUCUGCUUCCCUUUGCUCUCAUCUGGGUAACUUGUCGACCAGCAGCAGCCCAUCUGAUUCCCCGGGACUACAUUGACCUGGUGACAGAAGUGAGAGGAUUCAAUGAUGAACAAAAGAAGGCAUAUUUCAGCAAAUACUGUAGUGAAGACGUGGCAUUUAAAAUAGUCUCACACAUCAAGAAAUCAAGGAGCCUCUACAUCAUGUGUCAGAUACCAGUCUUCUGCUGGAUCUCUGCCACUGUGCUUCAGCCACUGAUGGCUCAAGAGAACAACAAGGACAUUCCCACGACCCUGACAGGAAUGUAUCUAAGAUUCCUGCUACAGCAGAAAAAUGUAAUGAAAAAGAAAUAUCAUGAAAGAAGAUCUAAAACCAUUGAUGCUGAACAUGUAAUUUUGAAGCUUGGAAAACUGGCCUUCCUUAAUCUUGAGCAGGGCACUCUGAUGUUCUAUGAGGAUGACCUUAAGAAAUGUGGCAUUGAUGUCAGCGAUGGCACCGUGUUCUCAGGUGUGUGCACACAGAUUUUCAGUGAGCAGGAAGGAGUUUCUGAAAGGAAUAUUUUCAGCUUUGUCCAUCUGAGUGUCCAGGAAAGCCUCGCUGCUCUGUAUGUUCAUCACUCCCACUGCAACAAGCAAAGGAAUGCAUUCAUCCCCACGGAUUUCUGGAACAAACUUACAUGGAAGGUGAAGAAUCUAACGGAUCUUCAUAAAUAUGCAGUGGACAGGGCUUUACAGAGUAAAAAUGGACAUCUGGACCUUUUCCUCCGGUUUCUUCUUGGCCUCUCACUGGAGUCCCAUCAGAGUGACUUAAAAGAACUUCUUCCAAGCCUGAAGAUGAAAGGUGAGAGUGUCAGUGACACAGCUGACUACAUCAAGAAGAAACUGAGUGAGCAAGUCUUAUUUGACAAAAGCUUGAAUCUGAUCCACUGCCUGAGUGAACUGAAAGACAACUCCCUGAUGACUGAAAUCCGGAACUACCUGAACUCAGGAGAUCUCUCCACACAGACACUCUCAUCUACACAGUGGUCAGCUCUGGUUUUUGUGCUGCUGAUGUCAGAGGAGACUCAGGAGAAGUUUGAACUGAGGAACUACAGACCUUCAGAUGAAGGGCUGAGGAAACUCCUGCCUGUGGUGAAAAGCACUAGACAAGCCCUGUUGGAUGACUGCAACCUCAACAAAGAUAGCUGUGAAGCACUGGCAUCAGUUUUCAGUUCAGAUUCAUCUCUGAAAGAGCUGGACCUCAGUAACAAUGACCUGAAGGAUUCAGGGGUGGAGCUACUCUCUGAUGGACUGAAGAAUCCACACUGUAAACUGCAGACACUCAGGCUUGUCAGCUGUAAUCUCACUGUGGAUUCUUGCAAAAUAUUUGCACAAAACCUACUUUUAGUGCACUCCUCCCUGAAAGAGCUGGACCUCAGUAACAAUGAUCUACAGGAUUCAGGAGUGGAGCUGCUCUCUGCUGGACUGAAGAGUUCAUACUGUAACAUGGAGAUACUCAGACUAGUUAUCUGUAAUCUUGGGGAAAAAGCUUGUGAAAAUCUGGGAUUAGCUCUGCAAUCAGUAAACUCUUCUCUGAAAAAGCUGGAUCUCAGUAACAAUGACCUGCUGGAUUCAGGUGUGAAGCUCCUCUCUGCUGGACUGAAGAGUUUGCAUUGUCAACUGGAGUCACUCGGAUUAUCUGGUUGUAUGGUUACAGAUGAAGGUUGUUCUUCUUUGGCCUCAGCUCUGAAAUCAAACCCCCACCACCUGAGAGAACUGGAUCUGACCUAUAAUAACCCAGGAGAGUGUGGAGUGAAGCUGCUCUCUGAUCUACUAGAGGAUCGGCACUGCACACUGAAGAAACUACAGGUGGAGCAUGGGGGGAAGAACAAGAUGAAAACAGGACUGAAGAAAUAUGCCUGUGAGCUCACUCUGGACCUAAACACAGCAAAUACACACCUCUCUUUGUCUGAGGGGAACAGAAAAGUGGAAUGGGUGGAGGAGAAGCAGCCGUAUCCUAAUCAUCCAGACAGAUUUCAGUACUAUCAACAGGUUCUGAGUGUGGAGAGUCAGUCUGAACGCUGUUACUGGGAGGUUGAUUGCAGUGGGAGGGGGGCUGUUGUAGCCAUGACAUACAGAAAGAUCACCAGGAAAGAAGACAAUAAGAAUUGUUUACUUGGAUUUAAUAAUCAGUCCUGGAGUCUGAGCUGCUUUAAUGACAGCUACAUUGUCUGGCACAAUUAUAACAUUACUACUGUAGCUGCUCCCCCCUCUCACAACCGUAGGAUAGGAGUAUAUUUGGACUGGAUGGCCGGCACUUUGUCCUUCUACAGCAUCUCACCUAACACACAUACACUGACCCACCUACACACACUCCACUCCACAUUUACUGAGCCCCUCUAUGCAGGGUUUAGGGUUGGUCCUCACUCCACAGUGUGUGUGUGUAAGAUGGAAUAAUCUUUCAAAAAAUGUAAGUAUGCAAUGUAAAUAUUCAGCAAAGUAUAAAAAAUGUAAGCAUACUGUAAUGACAUUAGAAAGGUAUUCUGAACUUUAAUUCCAACAGUUAGGACAGUAUGCAAAAUGCUAAUAAAACAGAAAGCAAUGAUUGGUAAUUCCUUUUAA